This is a messenger RNA of Megachile rotundata (alfalfa leafcutting bee), 1886 nucleotides long. It is a transcript of the gene CarT, whose product is annotated as Carcinine transporter. NCBI's taxonomy places the organism in Eukaryota, Metazoa, Arthropoda, Insecta, Hymenoptera, Megachilidae. Gene Ontology annotation, cellular component: membrane. Gene Ontology annotation, biological process: transmembrane transport. Gene Ontology annotation, molecular function: transmembrane transporter activity. The record is from RefSeq and is a predicted model, not a curated record.
GACGAUCUUCUCCCGAUCGUUGGAGAAUUCGGUCGUUACCAAAAACAACUUCUUUGGCUCGUGUGUCUUCCGGCGUGUCUACCCUGCGGGUUUUGUGCCUUCAAUCAGCUUUUCAUGGCUGACACGCCACCUCAUUGGUGCAAUGUGCCGGGAUUAGAAAAUCUGGACGUCUCUCGUAGAAGAAGACUAGCGAUUCCAACUAGUCAGGACGAUAACGAAACGUACAGUCAAUGCACACGAUACGAUAUCGAUUGGACAGCUGAAAAUAUUUCUGUCGUGACGACAGCUUCGUACGUACCGAAUACUUCGUGGCCUAUUGUACCAUGUGACCAUGGUUGGGAGUACGAAACCUCGGAAGUCACAUCUUCCAUCGUUAUCGAUUUUAACCUAGUGUGCGACUACGCGAUUUAUCCAACGAUCGGUUUGGUCGCCUUGAACACGGGAGGACCCAUAGGCGUAUAUUUGUUCGGUACUCUAAACGACAGAAUCGGCAGAAGGUUAUCGUUUUUCACGUGUUUGGCGACAUUAAUCACCGGUGGCUUUUUAACAUCGAUAUCCAACAGUUUCUGGACCUGGGCUGCUACCCGCGUCGUCGUUGGUCUGACAAUUCCAGCAAUAUAUCAGAUACCGUUCAUAAUAUCUCUGGAAUUGGUUGGACCGAAUUAUCGGUCCUUCGUGACGGUAAUGACGUGCAGCUUCUAUACAAUGGGUCUGUGUAUGUUGGCUGGUGUGACCUAUUUGAUAAGGGAUUGGAGAACACUAGCCGUAACAACGAGCGCACCUUUUCUCCUGUAUUCGCUAUACUGGUGGUUUCUACCAGAGUCGCCUCGAUGGCUGUUGGCAAAGGGUCGUCUAAUCGAGGCGAACGAUAUACUCGAGAGGCUCGCUAAGGUAAACGGGAAAGAGUUACCAGCCUCUUUUACGCAGAAAUUACGUCAACGAAUGAUGAUGUCACGGUCGAAAAGCGAAGAGGAACGAUUACGUAGUGGACCCGGUGUUUUGUCUCUCUUCAAGACACCGAACAUGCGUCUGAAAACAUGCCUGAUCACUCUGAACUGGUUUGCCAAUAACAUGGUGUACGUGGGCUUGUCGUACUAUGGGCCAGCAUUGGGAAACGAGGAACACUUGAGUUUCUUUUUCUCGUCUCUCGCAGAAAUUCCAAGUUACAUGGCUUGUUGGGUCGUAAUGGAUCGAUGGGGUCGCCGCUGGCCUCUCUGUUUAUGCAUGGUCGUGGCUGGGGUCUCGUGCAUCGCCACCGUUCUCUUAUCGCCGGAUGCCGUGGUGACUACGUUGAUUUUGUUCCUCCUAUCGAAAUCCGCGAUAUCGGCCUCUUUUCUAAUUAUAUAUCCGUUCGCCGGUGAACUUUACCCCACGCAACUGCGCGGCGUAGCGAUCGGUUUCUCCGCUUACAUCAGCGGUCUCGGACUUAUCAUCAUUCCUUUUGUUACGUAUCUCGGUAAGGAGAACUUGGUAUUGCCAUUAGUAAUUCUCGGCGUGGUAUCAGUGAUCGGUGGACUGUCUGGUUUGCGUUUGCCCGAGACGCUUCAUCAUCGAUUACCGCAAACCGUGGAGGAGGGAGAACUGUUCGGGAAGGAUUGGACUUGUGCGGACUGUUUACGUUGCGUUCCAAUCAAACCUUCGUCAGCGGCAGCUUCGUACGAAGACCUUUCUGCCAGAGAGACGGUGGAGAUGCACGAGGUACCCGAGGCUCCUAUUCCUCAAAGACUAUUAGAAGAACAACAAAGACCGAGCGGCGCUAGCGUGCGUCGGCUGGUACGUCAAUCUAGCGUAAUGGACACGCAACGAGACUCGGAUGGGUCUAUCAAGAUGACUUACUGGUUCUAGAAAGUCUCGAGUUUCCAAAUAAAACCGAAAUCAUGAAACGA